ACCAGGGAAACAUAAACACAGGAAAUGCGAGCGGCCCCUUAGCUCUCAGCCAUCAAAGCCUGUGAUUGUUCGCCCGGGCUCCAAAAGGUGAUUGACGCACAGAAAAGGGACUUUAUUAGGAUCUACUGGACACAAGGGGCACUGUCCUCUGAUUGGCUCGGACAACCCCACUGACAUGCCCGUGGCCAAUCAGAGGUGUGUGAUGUCGGGGGCGGAUGUGGAGGUGUACCUGUCCCAGGUGCACGAUGGGAGUGUGUCGUCGGGGUUCCGGGCGCUGUACGAAGAGCGCUUGCUGCUGGACGUCACGCUGUUGAUAGAGGAGCACCACUUCCAGGCCCACAAGGCGCUUCUGGCCACACAGAGCGACUAUUUCCGGGUCAUGUUCACAGCAGACAUGAGGGAGAGGGACCAGGACAAGAUCCACAUGAAGGGGCUGACGGCCGCUGGGUUCGGCCACAUCCUCCGAUUCAUGUAUUACGGCUCGUUGGAGCUCAGCAUGCCCACUGUCCAAGAAAUCCUGCAGGCGGCGAUGUACGUCCAGCUGACGGAGGCGGUGGAGUUCUGCUGCUCCUUCCUGUUGGCCAAGAUCUGUCUGGAGAACUGUGCCGAGGUCAUGCGGCUUCUGGAGGACUUCAGCGUAGGCGUGGAGGGCGUCCAGGAGCAGCUUGACAACUUCCUACUUGACAACUUUGUCCCCCUCAUGAGCCGACCCGACUUCCUGUCCUACCUCAGCCUCGAGAGACUGCAGGCGUACCUGAACAGCGAUGCUCUGAGCCGCUUCCCAGAAAUCGAGCUGUACGAAGCGGUUCAGGCGUGGCUGCGACACGACCGGCGGCGCUGGAGGCACACGGACACCAUCGUGCAGUCCAUCCGCUUCUGUCUCAUGACGCCUGCCAACAUCUUUGAGAAGGUGAAGACGUCAGAGUUUUACCGUUACUCCCGACAGCUGAGGCAGGAGGUGGACCAGGCGCUCAGCUACUUCCACGAUGUCAACCAGCAACCUCUGGUGGAGACGCGCUCCAACCGCAUCCGCUCCGUCCGCCCGCAGACCGCCGUCUUCAGGGGGAUGAUCGGCCACAGUAUGGUCAACAGCAAGAUUUUGCUGCUGCAACGCCCAAAGGUGUGGUGGGAGCUCGAGGGACCUCAGGUGCCGUUACGACCGGACUGCCUGGCCAUCGUCAACAACUUUGCCUUCCUGUUGGGCGGAGAGGAGUUGGGGCCCGACGGAGAGUUUCACGCUUCCUCCAAAGUCUAUCGCUACGACCCUCGACAGAACUCCUGGCUACGCAUGGCGGACAUGUCUGUGCCCAGGUCGGAGUUUGCCGUUGGCGUCAUCGGUAAGUUUAUUUAUGCUGUGGCGGGCCGCACGCGAGACGAGACCUUCUACUCCACAGAGCGCUACGACAUCACAGAGGACCGCUGGGAGUUUGUGGACCCGUACCCUGUAAACAAGUACGGUCACGAGGGAACGGUUCUGAACGGGAAACUGUACAUCACUGGAGGAAUCACCUCCUCCUCCACCUCCAAACAGGUGUGUGUGUUCGAUCCAGGGCGGGAAGCUGGAGGUGGGGGAGGUGGGGGAGGAGGAGGGGGAGGCAGCUCGGGGGGCUCGGACGUACACAGGACACGCACUGGCAGGGGACCGCUGCUGCCCGGCACUCAAGCCAGCUGCUGGGAGAACAAAUCCAAAAUGAACUACGCCCGCUGCUUCCACAAGAUGAUCUCUCACAACGGGAAGCUGUACGUGUUUGGUGGUGUGUGCGUGAUCCUGCGGGCGUCCUUCGAGUCGCAGGGCUGCCCGUCCACCGAGGUGUACGACCCAGACACUGACGAGUGGACCAUCCUCGCCUCCAUGCCCAUAGGGCGCAGCGGCCACGGGGUGGCGGUAUUGGACAGGCAGAUCAUGGUGCUGGGUGGCCUGUGUUACAACGGCCACUACAGUGACUCCAUCCUCACCUUCGACCCCGACGAAAACAAGUGGAAGGAGGAUGAGUAUCCCAGGAUGCCUUGCAAACUGGACGGUCUGCAGGUGUGCAGUCUGCAUUUCCCAGAGUAUGUGCUCGAGCACGUCAGACGCUGCAGCUGAGGUCUGCUCCACAGUAAGCCUCCUUUUUAUAGAAACGAGAUGCACUGAUCGACGACUGCAGUCUCCUGCUGUGACGUCAGGUUUUUACAGGCGGGAGAGACUCACCUGACGUGCAGGCUUUUAAACGAGAGAUCAGCACUUACCCAGGGCGAGGAAAAGGUUGACUCUUCUUCAUGAAGGCAGUUCAAGCUUGGCGUGGUGAGUUGCCACAAACAGUCAGCUGGAACAUUUUCAGAAUUAGCUUUCUCAGAAAAAUAAGGAAAACUAAUCGUGGGGAGAAAAAAAAGUUUCAUUCUGCUGGUUUAUGUUUGGACUGUGGUCAGUUUCCUGUUCUACUCACUGACUGUAUCUAGGCUGUCGUGUCAGGCUCACUGCAGAAACGCACUGGAAGCGUCAGAAUCACUCAUUCACCACGUAAACGUGUGUUUGGAUUUUAUUCUAUUUAAAUCCAGACGUACCUCCUGUAUAUCUUUAAUCAAUUAGGUCGCUAGUUAGCUAAAGCAAACCUCUGACCGCGGCUAUUUCAAUCAAACAAUACUAAUAGUAUAUAUAACAGCAUACAAUGAGGUAUAUAAACUAACUAUAACACUAUAUACUGUAGUGUAGUUCAUUUUAGAGCCUGUUUCCAGAUAUAUGAAGCAGACUGUUGAGACACAGCGACAUCGUUCCAGAUUCUGCUUCAGUUUACCACCAGCUGUACAAUUUCAGGUAAAUUCAGGUUUCGCUUCCAGUGCGUUCCAGCUUUUUAGCCCAAACUCUGCUCGUUACUUCCAGAUAUCCACGAUACUGUGCUCAUGUUCGCACAACGUCUUUUUGCGCCCCCCC
This is a messenger RNA of Paralichthys olivaceus (Japanese flounder), 2911 nucleotides long. It is a transcript of the gene klhl15, whose product is annotated as kelch-like family member 15. Gene Ontology annotation, biological process: protein ubiquitination; nuclear protein quality control by the ubiquitin-proteasome system. Gene Ontology annotation, molecular function: protein binding. Gene Ontology annotation, cellular component: nucleus; Cul3-RING ubiquitin ligase complex. Lineage: Eukaryota; Metazoa; Chordata; Actinopteri; Pleuronectiformes; Paralichthyidae. The record is from RefSeq and is a predicted model, not a curated record.